AUGGCCCUUUCUCGCCUCAUCAAGAGGGUUUCGACGCUGCAGCUUGCACCGACGGCCAGGGCGCUCACACAUGGUUCGCCAGCAUGCCCAUUCCGACCGAGCCAUUUUUCUGGCUUGUCGAGUCAUAGUGACCUCUCGAUCCGGCGGCCGGUAAACAGCAGGGCACCAACUGGUUGUGGUGUGGCCGCAGCAUCCAUGGUCGCGACAAGGAUUGACGGAACGGCAAUCGCCCGGAAGGUGCGCGAGCGGCUGCAAGCCGAGAUCGCAGGGAAGAAGGGCAUCAAUCCGCGCUUCCAGCCCUGCCUUAAGAUCAUCCAAGUGGGUGAUCGCUCCGACUCCUCUACCUAUGUUCGCAUGAAGUUGAAGGCCGCCGAGGAGUGUGGCAUUGCCUGCGAGCUCAUCAAGUUCGACGAAACUGCUACCGAGGCCGAGCUGGUUGCCCGCGUGGUCGCUCUUAACAAUGACCCGGCUGUGCACGGUAUCCUGGUGCAGCUGCCGCUUCCAAAGCAUGUCUCCGAGUACAACGUCACGUCGGCUGUGGCCAGCGAGAAAGAUGUCGACGGCUUCGGCACCUACAACAUCGGCGAGCUGGCCAAGCGCGGCGGGCGCCCCUUCUUCGUCCCUUGCACCCCGAAGGGCGUCAUGGUGCUUCUCGAUGAGGCCGGGGUGGAGCUGGCCGGCAAGACUGCCGUUGUGCUUGGGAGGAGCGACAUUGUUGGCAGCCCUGUCAGCUACCUCCUGAAGAACGCCGAUGCCACCGUCACCGUUUGCCACUCCAAGACCAAGGACCUGGACAGCUACCUCAAGGAUGCUGAUGUGCUGGUCGUCGCCAUCGGGAAACCGGGAUUUGUCAGGGGAGAGCAGCUCAAGCCAGGGGUUGUUGUCAUUGACGUGGGCACCAAUUACAUUCCCGAUGCUACCAAGAAGUCCGGCCAGCGUCUGGUUGGCGACGUCGACUUCGAGUCGGCCUCCCAGGUUGCUUCCCAAAUCACACCGGUCCCGGGCGGUGUGGGUCCCAUGACCGUGGCCAUGCUCCUUCACAACGUUGUGGAUGCUGCGACUCAGUCCUUUGAAGCGGAGAAGCAGAGACAUAUUGUGCCCCUGCACCUCAAACUCCUGGAUCCUGUUCCGUCUGACAUUGCCAUUUCCCGGGCACAGGCGCCCAAGCCUAUCACCCAGAUAGCCAAGGAAAUUGGCAUCUCGCCUUCGGAAUUGGAGCCAUAUGGCUCCUACAAGGCCAAGGUUGAUCUCAGUCUCCUGAAGCGCCUCGGCCAUCGUCGCGAUGGCCGUUAUGUCGUCGUCACAGGAAUCACCCCUACCCCUCUUGGUGAGGGCAAGUCCACGACGACAAUGGGUCUUGCCCAGGCGCUCGGCGCCCAUGUUGGCCGUGUCACAUUCGCCAACGUGCGGCAGCCCAGCCAGGGCCCGACCUUUGGCAUCAAAGGAGGUGCCGCUGGCGGCGGCUACAGCCAGGUCAUUCCCAUGGACGAGUUCAACAUGCAUCUGACUGGCGACAUCCACGCAAUCACGGCCGCAAACAAUCUCCUCGCCGCCGCUAUCGACACGCGCAUGUUCCACGAGAGCACCCAGAAGGAUGCCGCCCUGUACAGGCGCCUCAUCCCUGUCAAGAAUGGCAAGAGAACGUUUGCCCCCGUCAUGCUGCGUCGCUUGAAGAAGCUGGGCAUCGACAAGACGGAUCCUGACUCGCUAACCGAAGACGAGAUCCGUCGCUUUGCUCGCCUUGACAUCGACCCGGACACCAUCACUUGGCGGCGCGUUCUCGAUGUCAACGACAGGCACCUGCGCGGCAUCGUCAUUGGCAACGCGCCGACCGAGAAAGGCCACAGCCGCGAGACUGGCUUCGAUAUCUCUGUGGCCAGUGAAUGCAUGGCCAUUCUGGCCUUGAGCACGAGCUUGGGCGAUCUCCGGGAGCGCCUUGGUAGGAUGGUUGUCGCCAGUUCGAGGAGCGGCGAGCCUGUUACCUGCGAUGACAUCGGUGCCGGCGGUGCGCUCACCGCUCUGAUGAGAGACGCCAUCAAGCCGAAUCUGAUGCAGAGCUUGGAGGGGACUCCCGUGUUCGUGCAUGCGGGUCCCUUCGCCAACAUCAGCAUCGGCAACAGCUCCAUCUUGGCGGACAAGAUGGCGCUGAAGCUCGCCGGCACUGAGCCGGACGAGGACCACACCUCCAAGGCUGGCUUUGUCGUGACCGAGGCCGGCUUUGACUUCACCAUGGGCGGUGAGCGCUUCUUCAAUAUCAAGUGCCGCACCUCGGGACUCGUUCCGGAUGUAGUUGUCGUCGUUGCCACCAUCCGCGCGCUCAAGGUUCACGGAGGCGGCCCGCCCAUCUCGCCCGGCGCUCCUCUUCACGCCGUAUACCGGGAGGAGAACGUCGACAUUCUACGCAAGGGCUGCGUCAACCUGGCCAAGCACGUUGCCAACGCCAAGUCGUAUGGCGUGCCCGUCUUGGUGGCCAUCAACAAGUUCGCGACCGACACGCAGGCCGAGAUCGACGUAGUCCGCGAAGAAGCCAUUAAGGCUGGCGCUGAGGACGCAGUCCUUGCCAACCACUGGGCCGAAGGUGGCAAGGGCGCCGUCGACCUUGCCAAGGCCGUCAUCGCCGCCGCCGAGAAGCCCAAGGAUUUCAAGCUGCUCUAUGGCCUCGAAGGCACCGUCCAGGAGCGCAUCGAGAAGAUUGCGUGCGACAUGUACGGCGCCGCCGCUGUCGAGUUCAGUGAGCUUGCGCAGAAGAAGGUCGACACGUACACGCGUCAGGGCUUCGGAAAUCUGCCCAUCUGCAUCGCCAAGACGCAGUACUCUCUUAGCCACGACCCAGAGCUCAAGGGCGCGCCCACGGGCUUCACGGUGCCCAUCCGGGAUGUGCGUAUGGCUGCUGGGGCAGGUUACCUCUACGCGCUGGCUGCCGACAUCCAGACCAUUCCCGGUCUGCCUACCGCCCCGGGCUAUCUGAACGUCGAUGUCGAUACUGAGACGGGCGAGAUUGACGGCUUGUUUUGA
Molecule: messenger RNA, 3015 nt
Organism: Parathielavia appendiculata
Lineage: Eukaryota; Fungi; Ascomycota; Sordariomycetes; Sordariales; Chaetomiaceae
Product: FTHFS-domain-containing protein
Exons: 5
Coding region: 1-3015 (1004 amino acids)
Biological process (GO): tetrahydrofolate interconversion
Cellular component (GO): cytosol
Molecular function (GO): methenyltetrahydrofolate cyclohydrolase activity; ATP binding; formate-tetrahydrofolate ligase activity
Source: RefSeq, a predicted model, not a curated record